AUGUCCCCCCACGCUGAGCACGAUAACGAGCAACCAAACGGAAACAUGAGUGACCAACAAGCUCCAAUUACCAAUGGCGAAACGCCCAGCUCCAGAGUGCUUUCGCAUCUCCACAGCUACCCAGUCGUCCAUGACUCCGUCGAGGGAUUCAAGCAGGACCCUCGCGGCUCCAGGGUCCUCGCCCUGGCCACCAACACUUACAAAAGCGUCGUCGCCCCAUUUACACCCUACCUCGCCACACCAUACUCAUAUCUUCACCCAUACUUGGAUCGCGCCGAUCAGAUAGGCGACAACACACUCUCCAAGAUCGAGACCAACUUCCCCAUUGUCAAGGAAGACACAUCCAAGGUCAAGGAGGUCGCUCUCUCUCCGUACACCUAUGUUGCAGGCACAUGGCAGGACGAGUACAAGAAGACUGCCCGCAAAGAUGGCCCCGUCAAGACUGGCAUCGUCCUCAUCAGCACCGAGUUGAAGAUUGUGCAGGAUGCCUGUCAGGUGUUCUUGGACUACUGGUACAAGACCGGGCAUGCGGUCAGCAAAAAGGCCGAGGAGAUCGACGCUAAUGUGCGUCGUGCUCGCGGUUGGAGAUACCGCGCAGUGCCAUAUCCUCCCCCUGCCCCCAUUUCACAUACCUUACCGACCAUAGCUGAAGAGGAGGACGAGGACGAGGAGGAAGAAGAAGAUAAAGAAGAAGAUGGGGGGAGGGUUGGGGAGCACAAUUUACUACUCUAUUCAUCAUCCGACAGAUCGAGUACCGAAGAUCAGAGCAUAGACGGCGACGCUAAUGGCCGUCGAGAUUCCAUCACCAAGAUUGUGGACGCCAUCUUUAGUCUGCCUGGCAUUGUUCUCUUCUUGCAGCAAAAGGCUGAGGAAGAGGUUCGUAGGGAAGUUGAAAAUGGGCUCGAUUCUCCGCCAAGAAUCAUUUACGAGCCGGACCGCACUUUGCACUUUGUCGGCUUCACUAAUCCCUCUGUAAUCCAUCACUAG
This is a messenger RNA of Plenodomus lingam JN3, 987 nucleotides long. Lineage: Eukaryota; Fungi; Ascomycota; Dothideomycetes; Pleosporales; Leptosphaeriaceae. The record is from RefSeq and is a predicted model, not a curated record.